Fraxinus pennsylvanica is the source of this 390-nucleotide messenger RNA. Lineage: Eukaryota; Viridiplantae; Streptophyta; Magnoliopsida; Lamiales; Oleaceae. The record is from the annotation of a GenBank genome assembly.
AUGGAAUCUGUCGCAACUGUUGCAAUAAAAUGCACACCAUUCGGGACUUUGAAUCUCAUGCGGGAAGUGGGCUUCAUAAACCAUUUAAAAAUAUCUAUUUGGAAUCCGGGGUUUCUCUUCUCCAAUGCCUCAUUAACUCCUGGUCUAAGCAUUCAGCAACUGAUCGGUGGAUAUGAACGAAGGUUCCCUCUGGAGAUUGGAUCUGUGUAUGCUGCCCAUACAAACUCUGUGGAGUGGCUGUUAUUGCCUUUUGCAGUCCACCUGUCUUGCAUUGGUGGGAAGGAUGCUAGUCGUGUUGAUUACCAGAAUCCAUCCUUUUGUGGGCCAGAAUUCCAGAAGGUAGUUCGCUAUCUUUAUAAUUCUACUGUUUGGUCUUCUUCAGAAUCUUGA